Messenger RNA from Vigna unguiculata (cowpea), 4280 nucleotides. RefSeq lists its product as uncharacterized. Lineage: Eukaryota; Viridiplantae; Streptophyta; Magnoliopsida; Fabales; Fabaceae. The record is from RefSeq and is a predicted model, not a curated record.
UCUUCCCUUCAGCGGGAAAAAAAAUCACAUAAUACUAUCACUUUCCUCUCUCUCUCUCUCUCUCUCUCUCUUUCUCAUAUAUCUCUCUAUAUUCUUUCUAUUUAGCAUCUUGGUGACAAAGAAUCAUGGCGCUUGCAUUCCAUGGCUUCUCCAUAAGGGACUACACUUCAAAGAUGAGGGCGGUUGACGUUUUCAAAUGCUGGCCAUUUGCCGCCGAGGGAGUCAGCCGCUGGGAGGCGGAGUCUUGGCUUCCGCCAAUCACUGUUCCCAAGUUCAGUGGAUGGUCGGAUGAGUUUGUUGGAGAGAGAUCUAACGUCGCCAGAGAUGGUGGAGACCAAGGAAGGGAGAAUCGGGAAAGCCGGGCGGUUUAUGAUGAGAGUGAGUCGGAGAAAGUGGAUAAGUUUGUUACCUGCGGAUGUGAUGUGGAGGAGGAGGAAGUGGAGGAGGAACAGGAGAAGAUCGAGAUGAUUUGUCCGGUGUGCAGAGAGUUCAACGCUGCGACGCUGACGGCGGUGAACGCUCACAUCGACGGUUGCCUUGUGCGGAGGGUGAGGGAGGAGCGGCAGCGGAUACGCCGGUUGAAGUUGAAGGCGCCGAAGAAGCGAUCCAUCGCGGAGAUUUUCGAGCUGAAGGAGGACGUGGAAGAGGAGAAGCAGCCGCUGGAGAUAGAGACGGAGAUGAAACUCUUGCCGUUGGACGCCGGCGAGGUUUCGAGCGCUGUAACGAAGCUCCGGUGGCUCUCGGACCGGCUUGAGGCGCUGAGAUCCAACGGAAUUUCCUUCGAAUCGGUGAAAUCUGUCGGAGCAAACUCGAAUUCCCCGGAGGAGGAGAAAUCGGAGAGGCUGCGUCCUGGUUGUAGGGUUUUCAACGCCGCGACGGAGACGGCAGCGAACGCGCACAUCAACGGUUGCCUCGCGACGGCGGUGAGGGGGGAACACUGCCGGAGACCGAGUUUGGAUAAUCCGAAGCCGAAAGCGCCGAAGAAGCGCUCUAUCGCUGAUAUUCUCACUGUGGCGCUGCCAAUCGACGGUUACGGCGACGGCGAACUCGCGGCGGGGGGAGAGAUAGACGAUGAAGGCGAAGAGUUCGGAGAAGAAUUGGAGAAACACGGGUUCUCCGGCGUAAGAAUCAAGAGUAAGAAGUGUACGAACAACAUCGUAGGGAAAAAGAAAAAGGUGAAGAAGGUGAUUGUGAAGAAGAAAAACAAGGCGGAAAAAGAAAGCGUUUGGCGUGUGAACGGUGAAAGUAAGAAGAUAAACAAAAGGAAGAAGAAAAAGAAGAAACUGAACAACGUCUUCACUGCAACGAAGGAGGAUGCUUGUAAACGCAAAAUGCAGAAUCCAGUACAUAGUUUAAGGAAGCUAGGUACUGUUGGGAAUAAAAAGGUUAAACUUGAUGACAUUGAUGAGUCUUCUGCACGUGAGAAGAAAUUGGGUGCAAAGAUUGUAUCAGUAGAAAAGAAAGAAAAGCUGAAAAACUGGGACUUGGUUAUAAAGCAACAAAAAGCAAUGUCUCCCAUUCGUGGCACUCUUAAGAAUCACAAACAUAUUUCUGGAAGUACUUCAAGUGGUAGUAACAUUCAAAAUGGCACUGAGGAAAGCCACUACGAUGUUCAAAUAGCAUCAUUAGAUAAGCAUUUGGGAUUUUCUGCAGAGGAUUCGGUACUCAGUCCGAAAAAGAGAAACUCGUUUGAUGAAACUGUGUUGAGUUUAUCUUCAGAUACGCUGGCCUCUUCAUUUGGAAAAGAGCAGUCCUCUGGAAAUGUUGGAGGAAGUUUGAAUUUGGAAGAAAGAAGAAAGGAUAACACUGCCACUAACACAGAUAAGAGAAAGGAGGUUAGUCCUAUAGUUGAAAGUAAACAGUUUUCCAAUAUCCUGGGACAAGUUUGCAUGCAAAAUAUUUUAAAGCCCUGUACCAAUCAAGAGAAAUCAAAAAACUUAUUUGAGAACCCUGAAUCAUUAUCCCACAUGACAAUUUGUGAUAAUAAUUUGCACCGGUUUGAUGGCAACACAACCACUCUGCAUGUUUCUCAACAUCUUUCGGCAUUUCAAGGGGGGCAGAGUUCUGGCAUAAAUACACAAGCGUGUGAAUCUGAAGCUUUGAGUUACGCUGGAAAAUUCAUUGAUCACUUGGGAGGUCCAGUUUUUCAACCUAAACAUGCAAAUACAAGGACAUAUUUGGAGCCUUCACCCUCUUAUUCUGCUUCCUGUGAUGAAAUAAAUGAGAGACCUGAAUUUCCAUUCCGCACAUAUGGAAACAAGGAUAAUUCGUUGUCAGGCACGUUUUCUGCAGAUAUGGUUGCUGGAUGGGGUAAAGGAAGUGUAAGGAAUCACUGCAUGGAGCAGAACUCUUACGGUUUACCACUCAAUUCUCACGGUGAGCUAAUCAACUUCGGUUCAGGUGGAAAAGUUGGGAUGAUCCAGCCAGAGACAUCAUGUACUUUUAGAGGUUCUUUAAUGGAACAUGUGAAUAAUGUUUUCCAUGAAAAUAGUCAGGACUAUAUAAGGAUUGGUAAGAGGCAUGUUGUUCAGAAGACUCCUCAGGACCGGGGCAAUCCAUUUCCGCAUUAUUCAGGCAGUUGGUUAGGUAUUAGAGAGUCACACAGCAGGAAGAAGGAAGAUAUCUACCCGCAUAACUCUGAUUGUUGUUCCAAUCUCCAUGUCCAGCAGCCUCUUGAUUCAGAAGUGAACCUUCUCAGAAACCCUUUCAUUGAACAAAAUCAACUUGACAAGGUGCCAAAUCAUAGGGAAUAUGGAAUGAUUUCUCCAAGAGGAAGCUCGGCUCUUGUUUCACCUAAUUCAAGCCAACCAACAAUGAGGUUGAUGGGAAAAGAUGUUCCCAUUGGUAGAAGCAGCAAAGAAAAGCAGCAGAUUUUCGGAGGAGUUCUUUGGGCUCAAGAUGAAUCCAGAAGAAGGCAUUAUUCUGAAGAUGAUGAUUCUAUGUUAGGAAGAUGCUAUAUGCGUGAUUGGGCUUCUGGUUCUAAAUUACAGAGACAAAGUGAGCAUGUGUUACAAUCUGUGAAAAUUCAAAGCAAUCGAGCAUUGCAAAGUACCAUGUUGAUGAAAGGUCCAAACUCUGAAUUUCUCAACCUGCAAAGUGAUCGUAUAUCUCAGAAUGCAAGCCUUGGAACAAGCAGAAAUAUUAGCACUAAUCUGCGUCCUAUUUCCCAAGCACCUGCUUCCUGUGCAAUAUACACAAGGCAACAAGAACACUUGCCGGAGCAGUUUGUAUCUGGAGCUAAAACACAAACACCAGGACUCUGCUUUCAUUCUCAGGUACCAUCCAGUCCUUACAAUUUCCAUCUGUCUACUUUAAGCAACGGUGAGCAGAAUGAAGAGAAGAAGCGCCAUCGUGUGACAAAUUCAGCGUUUGGAUUUCCUUUCUUGCACCCGAUUGUUGAAGAACAGGCCAAAUCAUCUUGGUUCAAGAGGUCCCAUAGCAGUUUUCCAGCAUCUUCAUUAGGCUCCACAUAUCAAAAGAUGCCCGAGAGCUCUACUACUACAAGUUUUCAUCAAAAUUCAUGGAGAAAUGAUUCAACUACCACAUUCGUAAAUCAUUCAGAUGUUUUGUAUCCUAAUUCUGGGACUUCUCACUAUCCCAGGAACGCCCCUCUUUCCCCAUAUGCUUCAGUUUCCACCGUUGCCAAACCACCCUCUGCCAUAGAUGGUUGUAGAAACAUACUUAUGGUCAAUGACAGAGUGAAAUUAGAUGAUAUGAUUGCCAAAUACCAGAAUCCAUGCACCAAUGCCAGGAAGAGACCCGGAGCUAAUACUUUUGAUCCUGCAAUACCUAACAAGUUACUUAACAGAAAAAACUCAAGUCCCAUGACAGGGCUGAGUCGAGUGACUUCAAGUGCAAAUUUGCGGCAAAACACCAAAGAAGUUGAACUUAAUCUCCAAGUGGGUGCAAGAAGUGAAUGUGUUUUGAAUGAAGCUCGGAAUCUAAAUCCCAGAAGCCAUCUUGGGUUUGAUUCUUCUGACCAAGAUGACGUGGUGGUAUCAGGUCCUGUGAAACUUGGUCCUGGUGCUAAGCAUAUUCUGAAACCGUCACAGAAUCUGGAUAACUCAACACCGAUCCAUUCUGCCAUUUCUAUUGCUGCGACUUCUGACUGUGGUAGGGAUCUAGAACUUCAAGGAAAAUUGACAAAAAUGUACAUAUUUUAAGCGUAAAUCAUCAUUUAUGAUGAGACCUUUUGCCUUAAUAGUUUAUGGACACCCAUGAACAUAACAGAAUCGUCCAUGUAUAAUAUUGCCAGCUUGUGGGAAAUUGAUCUUUUAUCA